Messenger RNA from Scheffersomyces stipitis CBS 6054, 2266 nucleotides. RefSeq lists its product as uncharacterized. The coding region runs from base 1 to 1932 and encodes 643 amino acids. The record is from RefSeq and is a predicted model, not a curated record. NCBI's taxonomy places the organism in Eukaryota, Fungi, Ascomycota, Pichiomycetes, Serinales, Debaryomycetaceae. The transcript is spliced from 2 exons.
AUGGAUUUUUCGCAAUCGUACUACUAUUUCGGUAAUUUAGAAAAGAGAGCAACAUCCUGGAGGUCAAUGUCUUCGUCUAUAACACAUGUCACCAGUGACCUUAAGGCGGGUGAUUCGCUGGACAUAUUGAUCGAAGCUAUCCACAGAUUCCAUCUCCAAAUCCAGCCCAGUAUCGCACUUGAUCCCAAAGAUAUCUCCAAGCCAGGAGAACUCAUAGCCAAGCUCGACAUUCUCCAUGAAUACUACCUGGAAAUUAAAUCUUCGCUUCAAGUCUUUCUGUCUCGCGAACAUAGCCAUCUCUGGCUCUCGUUUAUGUGUGGGAUGGUCGCAGCCCUACGUCGUUUCAAUCAGUACUACUGUGUCAAAUACUUGAAUGCUACAUACUUUGAAGCUGAGUCAUACUUGACUUUGGCACCCCAGAUUUCUACCAGAGUGACUCAGUACACAUUUGAAUAUGCAGCUUACUUGAAAACGAUGUUGGCUGAUGAUGGGGUGUCAAUUGCUACCAUCAUAAAUUGUGCUUCUUCCAGAAGUAUUCGUCACUUCUUCGACAUUUUGAUCGAUUCGCUCGAUUUCAUCUCUAUGGAUAAAGUUGAAGAUGACGAAGACUUACAAAGUGCGGAAGUCAUAUUAGAAGCCGUUCAACAUGGCUUGUUGAGAUACUACGAAACUAUCGACACAUGCAGUUCCCAGAUACGAGAUAACCUUUAUAACAGGGCAUUCUCUACUCUUACCAAUUUCUUACAAGUUGCAUAUACAAUAGGUAAGUCUGAAUUGGUCAUACCGUUCUUUUCCUCGACAAGGAAUGGAAGUGUUCCAAUAAUCAACCCUGAAUCUGCAAUCAAUAUCGUCAGAACUGAUACGGUGAGCCUUGUAGACCUCAUCAACUACUACAAAUUCACGGCAUUUAACUUGACAACUCUAUCAAUAUCUGAAGAAAGCUGUGCAACGAAAUACAACGAGCAGGCUGAUUUGUACUUCAGAAUUUUGCUUAGUUUCCCUAACCUUUCACGCUCUAUUUUCAUGAAGUUGCAAUUCGGAGUAGAGGAUGAUCAUAUAAAAGAUCCAUUUGGACCGUCCCAACAGCUUAUGCACUUAGAAUUUACUCCUGGUUCUAAACAACAAGAGUCUUUGGUCAGUUUAGUUGAUCGUCAAGAGAUUUCGUUUAUAUAUAUCAUCAACUUCUUAUUGAAACUGAAGUCGUUGAGGCUGGUAUUAGAUGCUACUUCUCAUUACAAAUCCGAAAUGAUCUUUUUUGUUCGUUCAUUGUCCUGCUCAAAUGCCAAGGAGUUGGACAAAUCUGCCUCAAGACCUGGAAGCGCUCAUUCUAGUGUCGUUUCAUUUCCAAAGUUAAACCAAUUGGAACAGGAAAGAAACGAUGAAUUUAGAAUGCAGAAAGUUCUCAAUAAGCUCAAACUUAGAUCUCUCAGUGCUGUGAUAGUGCAUGGGUCAUAUAAGGAGAAGCUCACGUUAAUUGUCAAAUUUUGUAAAUUGUUAGAAACUGGAUCUUUUAACUUGUCUGUCCUUUCUGCUCACUACGGGGGAAACAUCAAUGACCCUAACCAUUUUCUCAAUACUAUCGGAACUCCUUCUCCUGGUAAACGUUUGCAUAUCAUAGCCAUUGAUCGUAUAGUAAAACUUUUGAUAGUAUUGGGGCUCUUCCAUUUAAUGGAUACUAUGGGUAUCAAUGAGGUGAGAGAAAGCUAUGUGGUCGAACUCUUUUCAUUGAGGGUACCAAUUGAAGACUGUCUACAAAUAUGGCCCAAGCAUAAUUUCAAAAUUGCUACUCUCCCAAGUGGAGAUAGACUUGUUAGUUAUGCAGCUCAAGUUACAAGUACUGAGGAAAGAUCUUUGAGCGCUAGGUUUGCGAAGAUGCAAGAGAUUUCCGAUACCACCAAGGAAUUGCAAAAAACGGCGAAAGUAUUGAACUAGGCACCAACUACGCGAUUUUAUAUCUGUAGAAGACGACAGAAUCCAGCUCAUAGUAUACUAUUAGAUAUCAAUUUUAGAUGGACUAUUCAGGUAGUAAACCUCAUUUAUACGAGGAUGUGAGGAGCAUAUUUACUAUAAAUUUGGACAAUAAGAAAUAUGAUUUUAAAAACUUGCUACAUGGUACUAACGGCCGUUGCAGCCAUUUUUGAUGGAUGUUGUUUCACGAAGAAAUAGUUUGAAUAAGGGAAUUCUAAGAGUUACUAAAGCUACCAAUGGAGAAUUUGCAUAUAUUAGUAAGGUCGGCUCUCUAAUACAUAGAUAAAAAAUCUUCUGC